AUGGUCAGCAUGACCAAAAAAGAGCUACAGUUGAAUGGCGCCUUUCUCAUGACCACACUGGGAGAUCGCAUGUGGACGUUCGUCAUCGGACUUUUCAUGCACCAACUUGGAGGCAUGACGUGGGUAGCCGUUCAACAGCUCGUUGAUUCAGUACUGAAGCUCAGUGUGAUCACUGUUCUGGGACACUACCUCGAUAGAGUCAAUCGUGACAAGAUUAUCCAAACAACCCUCCUGAUAAACAAUGCCGCCGUCGCAGGUUCUGCUCUGAUUUUCGCCUGCUUGUUUGCCUACCAGCCUGACACUGGAGCCACCGUGUUUCUUCUCGCUGCAGCAGCGAUUGCAUCGGUUUCAAAAGUGGCAAGUGAAUUGCAAAGAAUUUGCUUCACAAAAGACUGGGUUGUUGUCAUUGCGAGAUCUGAGCAAAUCGAGUUAUCCAGAGUCAAUUCGUAUCUGUUGUGUAUCGAUCAAGUGUCUUCAGCAAUUCUGCCAACCAUUUCCGGGAAACUACUUGAUAGUUUCCCUUGGUCCUUUGUGUGUAUCUUCAUCAUCUGCUACAACUUUGUUUCUUGGGCUGUCGAAUCUUACAUACUGAGUCAGCUAUACAAAGAAACCGAAGCACUCAGAACUCGAGCCAUCGAAAAUGCUGCAAAUGAGGAACUUGCCGGAUUACAAAUUGAGAGAGGAUCGAUAGGUAUGUACUUCAAGCAGACGAGCUGGAUGGCAGGAUUUGGACUCGCACUGUUAUAUAUGACAGUUCUCGGAUUUGAUAAUCUCGCCGCGUCGUACGGUCAGAAGCACGGCCUUUCGGCCGCUUACAUCGGCUUCCUCCGAGGCUUUGGAUCACUCCUGGGAAUUCUCGGAGCAUUCAGUUUCCAAUUUGUCGCCAGGCGAAUUGGUCUUCUCUGGACAGUUAUGGUUGGGCUUCUCUGGCAAAACUUCUUCAUCAACAUGUGUGGUGUUUCCGUACUUCUACCCGGAAGUUCGAUGAACAUCAGCGGAUUUUUCUCGGAAAUGACAGUCUCGGAGUGGUUCUCCCAAGUCAUUCAAAAAGUCGCCAACCCCGAAUCCCAAGAUGUUCCAAGUGUUCCGUUCUACGAUGUCACCAUCUCUGUCAAUUUGUUCUUUAUGGGAAUAAGUUUGGCCCGUUUCGGUUUGUGGCUCGCCGAUCCAGCCAUUACUCAAAUUCAACAGGAGACUAUUCCGGAGAAUCAACGCUACAUGGUGUUCGCGGUUCAAACGGGUCUCUGUGAACUUUUCUCCAUUCUCAAAGAUAUCAUCGUCAUCUUCUUCCCGUUCACUUCUCUAUUUGGAGCUCUUACGUUGGGAUCAUGCGUCUUCGUCUUCGCUGGAUUCUUGUUUAAUCUAUUCUAUCACGCACAGUGUGGAUUCUCAUUGACGGACAAAAACAGACAUCUCCACGAACUGCAAGCGCCAGAUAUUCCCCUCGAAACCAUCCCGGAACGUCAAUCACUUAUUGGAGCCGAAAAUGGACAUGUGGUCGAGGAAUUACCCACCAAGAACGGAACUUCGAGUAUUGUGGAGAACGGACAUCCGAAAGAAAACGGAAAACCUUCCAAUACCGUCGAAAAUGGACAUGUGGUCGAGGAAUUGCUAACCAAGAACGGAACUUCGAGUAUUGUGGAGAACGGACAUCCGAAAGAAAACGGAGAACUGACUUCUGAAACGUCCCCCGAUAAGAUUUCCCAAGAAGAGCAGACUUCUUCUAAUGCAGAAUAA
This is a messenger RNA of Caenorhabditis remanei, 1737 nucleotides long. RefSeq lists its product as uncharacterized. Gene Ontology annotation, cellular component: membrane. The coding region runs from base 1 to 1737 and encodes 578 amino acids. Lineage: Eukaryota; Metazoa; Nematoda; Chromadorea; Rhabditida; Rhabditidae. The transcript has 8 exons. Gene Ontology annotation, molecular function: iron ion transmembrane transporter activity. The record is from RefSeq and is a predicted model, not a curated record. Gene Ontology annotation, biological process: iron ion transmembrane transport.